Molecule: messenger RNA, 6330 nt
Organism: Bicyclus anynana (squinting bush brown)
Lineage: Eukaryota; Metazoa; Arthropoda; Insecta; Lepidoptera; Nymphalidae
Product: ankyrin repeat and BTB/POZ domain-containing protein 2
Exons: 24
Coding region: 16-5058 (1680 amino acids)
Molecular function (GO): protein heterodimerization activity
Source: RefSeq, a predicted model, not a curated record
CAAAACACUCCACACAUGGCAACGUACUCGCAGGCCGUCUCUGUGCGCGGUGCACGCGUGUUGUCAGUAAGAGGCAGCAGUAGCGGGGGCAGUAGGGGGGCCAGCGCGCGGGCGGCGCGGCGCCGGCAGUGCGGCCGCUGCGCUGUCGGAGUCAUGCUGUGCUCCGCGCGCUGCUCCUGCUUCCUCUGCCGCGAGCUGCAGUCCUGCCGCGCCGCGGACGCGAGGAAACCGCCCGCGAAAAUGUGCGACAACUUCAUACUCAAGAAAGCAGAAGCAUGGGAGCCCAUGAAGUUCAUCCGAGGCGCCGCCAGGCUUUCAGUGCGCCACUGGCAGAGUCGGGAGCCGCUGGCGCCGGCCAAGCCGCGCGUGCCCCCCAACAAAUCCACCAGCUGCGAACAGCUGUACCCCCAGCCCAAAGAGGACGUCGGACCCUACGCCAUGCGUAAAGCUCCCAGCACCGACCGCGUUAAGCACACCGAACACAAGUCGGUUUUCAAAAUCCUAGGUAACUCUCGUAAGAAGACCGACAUACCGGAGUCGAAUGUGCGGCGCAGUGUCCUCAAUUUCAGAAAGAACGAACCUCCCGGCCCUAAGAAUAUCCACGAAAAAUACAUCCCCUUGCCGCGCGCGACUUCACCCCCGGAACACAUCUACAGUGAACCCAAACCUUGGAAUUCGCAAUACGACGAUUGCUGUCGACCGCCCGUGUACCAAAGCGUUGAAAAGAAAAUCGCUGCCAAAGAAGCCGAUAAAAAGAUAUACAGCAAUCGCCCGCCAUGCUACGACGAGUUAGCGGAGCGACUGUCACACGAAAAGACUAGAAAAGUAAACAUUCCCCUCACAGAAGGAGGUUUAGCGAACAAGAUCACACAGAACAAUAAUAAAGUUGUUAUUUAUUUUGGGGACUCCAUAAUAAGGAAACACAGUGAGCAAAAGAAAGAAGAGAACAAACAGAAGGAAGUAACGCCUCCUAAAGAGGAAGCGAUCUAUGUUAAUCGACAGGUGGUCGAAUCUGAGAGCGCGGUGCCCGAUAAAGAUGUGGAUAAAGGGGGAGGAACACAGCUAGUUUCCGAGGUAGAGGUCCCGGAAGCGGUUUACACCGAAAUCAAAUGUCCAGAGCCAAAAGUAAAGAAAGAAGAAUCCGAGCCGAUAACAUUUAGUGAUGCGACGUACAAAAAAGACAUUUUCGAAUCUGUGAGUCCAGACGGGUUCCUGGUGGUGGAGUUUGAGGGUAACUACGAGAGAGCUCGUCAGCUGGUGGAGCUGGUGCACGGCGGGCGCUCGGAGCACAACGAAGCCACCGUGCUGGAUGAAGACGAGCUGUGUGACUGGAGCUUCAUCCAAGACUGGAGGAAACGGCCGUCCAGCGGCUGCCGGCCGUCGGAGGAGGCGGUGUGGUGCGGCGGGGCGGGCGCGGCGGCGGCGGGGGCGGCGGGCGCGCGGGCGCUGCGCGUGCGCGUGGCGGGCGCGCGCCGCCUGUCCCCGCCGCCGCCCGCGCACCGCGCCACCACCCCGCCGCCGCCCAGCGACCAGACCAACAAACCAAAUAUCGAAGAUCAGCCACCUAUGUCUCCCGACAACCCGAGCGCAGCGCAGCUGAAGCCAGUCAGCGCAGUGUCGCAGAUCACCGUGGCCAGCUCCCCGGUGCGCAGCGCGCCCGUGCAGAGCAGCUACGCGCUGGAGCGGCGCGCCAAGCACGCCCACCGGCCCGUCGACACCGCGCCGGCACAGAAUGGAGUACGAGAGUGCAACAGCAGUUCGGACGAGAACCGCUCGUCCGGGCACGCGUCCAUGUCGGACAGCGGCGGCGGCGAGGCCGGCCGCGACGAGCCGCGGCGCAACCGGCAACCGCCGCACGCGAGGACCAAACAUCGACCACACAACAAGUUACAGUCCCCGUGGCCGGGCGGAGGCGGGCUGGAGGACAUCCGCUCUGCCAUCAAGCAGCUCACGCUGCGCUCCAGAGACAGCAGCAGCACGGCCACCAGCGGCGCGUCCAGCGCUGGCGGCGGCAGCAACGGAGCACCAGAGAGCGGCAGCGCGGCGGACGCCCGGCGCCGGCGCGCGCCGCUGGUGCGGCAGCCGUCGCUGGACACCGUGUGCACCAACGUGACCAGCGCCGACGAGUUCGUGUGGGUCGACUCGCACAACAGGCUGGUGGAGCUCCGCUACGUGCCGUGGACGGCGGGCGACAUCACGCGCGCGCUGCAGACGGGCCGCUGCCGGGAGCUGGCGGCGCGCACGGCGCCCGACGCCCCGCCCAGGCUCGCCCACCUGCUGCAGAGGGCAUUGGUUCGAAUAGCGCGCGAAGCUCAGCGUCUAUCGCAGAACUUCGGCUUCUGCUCCAAACACGAGGUGGCCGGCGCGCUGCGGAUCGUACUCAGCACGCCGCUGGCUGACUCAUGCAUCAAGGGUUGUCAGCGAGCGGCCACGAUGUACGCGACGUCGGGUAGCGCUGCGCGGCGCCUGGGCUCGGCCGCACGCGCGCGCACCAGCCUGGCGCCCGGCCGCUUCCAGCGGUGGAUGCUCGACGUGCGCGUCGCGUCUUUUGUGCACGAGUACGCAGCAAUCUACCUCUGCGCUGGCAUGGAGACGCUGUUGGAAGAGAUAGCUCUGAUAGCUGCAGGCAGUGCUGCCACAGCACCCAUCACACCGGCCACCAUCGACCAUGCGGUGGCUAACUGUGCCGACCUGUGGGGCUUGCUACAGCCGUAUAGCCAUUUAAAUGCUGGGAGGGUUGCCUCGGGAGCCCUGUCGCUCUCGAGAUGGGAGUCCAUGAGCUCGCUGGGCUCGGGCUCGUCGACGGGCGCGCCGCGGCCCGAGAACAGGGCGCUGGGGCUGAGCCACGACUCCGGCAUCACGACCAAUGGUUCGGGAGGGUCCGGCACGUCGGCGGGGUCCAACAACAGCGGCGGCUCGGGCGCGUCGGUGCUGCUGACGACGUGCGCGGGCUCGGCCGCCGAGCUGCGCGCCGUGCUGCGCCAGGUGCACCCGCGCCACCCGCCGCUGUCGCCCGCCGCCGAGCGCGCGCUCUACUACUUCAUGCGCUGCUCGCAGCUGGAGCACACGAUGAGCGGCGCGAGCGGCACGGGCUGCGGCGCGGCGGGGCUGUGGGGCGAGCGCGGCGCGGGCGCGCUGCCGCCGCUGGGCGAGUGGGUGCGCGUGGCGCGCGCGCACGCGGCGCUGCGGCCGCCCCCCGCCGUGCCCGACGCCGACGACGUGCUGCAGGCUGCGCGCCUGCUGCUGCCGCACGCCGACUGCCCGCCGCGCCCCGUCACGUUAGAAGAAGCCAUAGAGCCAGCGUGGUCGCGCUGCCAGCGGACUGCUGACGAGCUGAGCCGCGCCGCGCUCGGCCUGGCGCAGCGAGCGCUGCUGAGCGGCAGGCCGGAGCUGGUGGGCGGCGUGCGCUCGCUGCUGCCGCCCGCCGGCAUCGACGCGACAGACGCGUCGGGACUGACUGCGCUGAUGAAGGCGGCGCUGGCGGGCGACGAGCAAGUCGUUGCGAUGCUAAUAGAAGCCGGCGCAGACCCUAACAUAGAGACGGCGGGCGCGGCGGCCCAGCACUGCGCGCUGCUGUCCCCGCGCGCGCCGCACCCGCCGCAUGCGCCCGCCAGCCCGGCGCCCACGCCCUCGUACACGCCGCCCACUGCUGGUUGGACGGCGCUGGUGUACGCGUGCAGCGGCGCGGGCGCGGCCGGUGCGGGCGCGGUGGAGGUGGUGCGGCGCCUGCUGGCGGCCGGCGCGCGCGUCGACGGCGCGCCGGCGCGGGGAGACGACGUCUGCACUCUCACUCCUUUACAAGUGGCGUGCGGCGUCGGCAACCUGGAGCUGGUGCAGCUGCUGCUGUCGCACGGCGCGGACCCGUUCCUGUCCACGCAGCUCAACGACGCGCUGUGCUACUCCGCCGCGGCGCAGUACGGCUGCUACAGUGCGGUGGCAGUGUGCUGCACGCACGGGCGGCGCGCGUGCCUGCGCGCGGCGGUGCGCGGCGGCGCUCGCGGCGCGGGCGUGGGCGCGGUGCUGUCGCUGGAGGAGGUGCUGGCGGAGGGCGCGCCGCCGGCGUCGGGCCGCCCGCCGCCCUUCACCAAACAGCAGCAGCGAGCGCUACAGGACGCCAUGUACUACGCUGCUGAAACUGACCAUUUAGAUAUAACCCUGGAACUUCGCGCGCUGGGCGUUCCCUGGUCUCUGCAUGCGUGGACGCUGUCGCUGGCAGCCGCCGCCGAAGCUUCUCUCGACCACGUCAUAGAUCAACUGUUACAAGACUUCUUGCAGGUGUGUCCGUCGGACGACAGUCACUACAGCAAGCAAUUUAUCUACGAGUGCCUCCCUCUGCUUUUCAAUAUUUUACGCUACAGCAAGAAGGAGGGCACAGUGUUGCUGCUGGCGGACAUCCUGUGCGCAUGCUACGGCUGGGAGCCCGUGCCCGCCGUGCUGCAGCCGCCGCCCGCCGCGCCCGCGCCCGCGCGCGUCGACCCCUCCUACGUCAACAACCCGUCCCUGGCUGACGUCACCUUCAGAGUGGAAGGUCGCCUGUUCUACGGACACAAGAUCGUGCUGGUGUCGGAGUCGGCCCGGCUGCGCGCCAUGCUGGCCCCGCCGCGCGCCGCGCCCGAUGCGCCCGCCUCCGCGCCGCCGCUCGUGCAAAUCAACGACAUACGAUACCACAUAUUUGAGCAAGUUAUGAAGUACCUCUAUUCUGGGGGCUGUUCGGGGUUGGAUAUCCCGGAAACCGAUGUCCUGGAGGUGCUCGCUGCAGCGUCAUUCUUCCAGCUGCUGCCUUUGCAGAGGCACUGUGAAGCGCGCGCCGCCAAAUCUGUCGACCUGCAUAACCUGGUAUCAGUCUACAUUCAUGCCAAGGUUUAUGGUGCCACCCAACUUCUGGAAUAUUGUCAAGGGUUUCUCUUACAGAACAUGGUAGCUUUAUUAACAUACGAUGACUCUGUAAAGCGGCUACUUUUCGGCAAGCGACUUCCCGGACACAACGUUCUCAGUGCCUUACUAACCACCUUGCAAAAGCGAAUCGAGUCCAGGAAAAACCAAGCGAAGAGUAGGUAGCAGGACUGAGGCAAUAAGUCAUACAAAAAACAUAUACCUAAUUAUAAUUAACUUAACCCGUUACUCGCUGUGACUGCAACGCUACCUAGUUUUUUGUUUAAAGUCUGGCAACACCAUUUACCCAUAGUAUUUUUUCAGAUUUAUUGUCAACUUUAAUAUUAUAUUAUCAUAAUUAUUGUAUUCCAUCAACUGAAUGCUUUAAACUUUAAUUUUAAAUUUUCAUAUAGGUUCCUAAUUGGACAGGCUCAAAGCAUUUUCAUGCAAAAUGUUAGUGUCAGAUCACUCUUAGUUUUUUUCUUCAGCUACGAGUAUCUCUCCUUACCUAUUAAUAACCUAAUGAAUAACUCUGUUUUCACUAAUCAGAAAUAUUUGCCUAUUAAAUUAAGUUAUUAUUGUGUACUUAGUUCUUUUUACUUUUUGUCGCUAAUUAUUUAAUGAAUUGUAACUAACAAAUUAUAUCAUUGUCUAUGUUUGUAAAUAAUUUCAGUAGUUUUCUUAGCAUUAACAAUCUAAACUUGGCUUUUACAUUAAAAUAUUCAUCGUCAUUUCAUACAAGAAAUUAAAUAUAAUUAAAAUAUAUUAAAAAUAAGAUUAUGUAGAUAGUAUUUAAGUCAAAGAUAUACAAUUGAGACUGUGUCCGGCCUGAUGGAAUAAAUUACCUACAUAGUAUUUUUUAUUUAAAAAUUAGUGCAUCCGUCCAACAGGUAUUGUGCUACAGUCAUCGACUUUUUCCGUCUACGACUGACCGAUAGAUAUCUGUCAUUUCAUACAAAAUUAUGUUGACAGUUUUAUUUAUUGCUUUUAUACUUGGUCUUAUUCGUACUCUGGAUUUUCACAUGAGCAGUGGCGUAUCAAUGAGGGGGCAUUACGUCAGGCGCAUCAGUAAGGUGGCAAACGCCAUGAUAUUUUUAUUUAAAAAUGAAAAAAAUAGAAAGUUCAAAUGGGCACGCCUCAUAUAACUCAUUUUCAGCUGUGCUAUAUACAUUAACUGCUAAAAUUUGUGAUCGCUUAAACAGAUAUAAAGUCCAAGCUGCCUCUUCAAUGCAUGUCGCCACGUUACUCCACUGCACAUUAGUCCCCACAUCUACAUAUAAAUGUGUGUAAUUCAGGCCGGAUACAGUUAUAGUUAUUUCAAUUCAAAAUAUUUAAUAAGAUACCUAUUAUUUCAUGUCUAUAUAGACUAGGUACGUCCGAGCACAAACAUUUUACAAAGUAUUAUGUAUGUAACUUUUGUAAUUAUUGUUGAAAUAAAGUUUUGUAUUUUAUUAAGAA